GAAGUUGCCUUGCGGCCGGCACGGAAAUCGUUUCCCUUUCGGCUUCCGCUGCUGCUAGCCCAUGUGUAGGACUGACUACUGAGAUGAGGGGGAACCGGGCUGCCCAGAGCUUGCUGGCUCUGAACAAACCACUAGAACUAGAAGACCUAACAAAAGACAAACCAUUGAGUGGCAGCGAAGAUGAGGAGGACAGUGACGAUGAAAGAAAGCACCAAAAGUUUCUGGAGGCAAUCAGUGCCCUGGAUGGAAAGAAGAGGCCCAAUUUGGCUGAGCGAUCUGAGGCUAGUCUAACAGUAUCCGAGUUCAAUGUCAACUCUAAAGGAACAGGAGAAAAGCUGGUGCUUUCUGACCUGCUUGAGCCCAUUAAAACUUCUUCAUUGGCCUCUGUGAAAAAGCAACUGAACAGAGUCAAAGCGAAGAAGACUGUGGAAUUACCUCUUAGCAAACAAGAGGUGCAGCGGAUCCACAGAGAAGUGGCCUUCAAUCAGACCUCAAAAACCCUGUCCAAAUGGGAUCCCAUCGUCCUCAAGAACCGUAAGGCAGAGCAGCUGAUUUUCCCCCAGAACAAAGAACCAAUGGGCUUUGCUCCCAUUGAACAUGUGGUCAGUAGCUGGAAGGCAAGAACUCCUCUGGAACAAGAAGUGUUUAAUGUCCUGCAUAAGAACAAGCUGCCAAUGACAGAUCCUUUGCUGACACCCAAGGAAAAGGCCUCCUUGAAAGCCAUGAGCCUGGAAGAGGUGAAAAUGCGGCGAGCAGAACUUCAGAGGGCCCGGGCUCUGCAGUCCUAUUAUGAGGCCAGGGCUCGAAGAGAGAAGAAAAUCAAAAGCAAAAAAUAUCACAAACUGCUGAAGAAAGAGAAGGUCAAGACAACCCUAAAAGAGUUUGAGAUGCUCCAAAAAGUCGAUCCUGGUGCUGCCUUAGAAGAACUGGAAAAAAUUGAAAAGGCCCGGAUGAUGGAGCGAAUGAGCCUUAAGCACCAGAACAGUGGGAAGUGGGCCAAGUCCAAAGCAAUAAUGGCAAAAUAUGACCUGGAGGCUCGUCAGGCCAUGCAGGAACAAUUGGCCAAGAACAAAGAACUGACACAGAAACUCCAGGUAGCCUCAGAAGGUGAGGAGGAGGUGGAGGAGGGCAAAAUGGAGGAAGACGGAGAACUCCUUGUUCCCGAUGCAGUGAAUGAGGUACAGAUGAAUGGAACGGGGCCAAACCCCUGGAUGCUCAAGCGAGUCCCAGGGGCCAGCGCAGCAGAGAAGGACAUCCAGAAUAGCCCAGAACCCCUACCAGAGCCUGCGGUACAAGAGGCUUCUGAGAGUGAGGAAGAAACACCAGUGACGGAGGAAGAAAUGAUGUUGCAAGAAUGUGCAGAAAGGCGAUUACUCAGGCAAAAGACCGAGCUCAGCCAAGGUGCUGAACUAGUGGGCAGUGGAGCCACAAAAGAUUCUAGUAGCCAGGAGGUGUUAUCUGAGUUACGAGCCCUGUCUCAGAAACUCAAUAAGGGAAAGCAGCACUCCAAGAAGAAGCCCAAGGAGUAUUCAACAAAAGCGGCUGAACCACCCAAGAGGGAAGAACCUGCUGAGGAAGAAGAGGAGCCCCUGUUGGUGCAGAGGCCCGAGAGAGCGCAGACAAUGGAGGAGAUCGAAAAGCUGGGCCAUGAAGAGUCUUUGCAAAGCAAAGCGCAUCCCAGCCCAGUGUCAGAGAAGAAGGGCAGCCCAGCCAAGCAGCCUGCUGGGCCCAAAGAGAAGACGAAGAAGGAGCAAAUUAUUGAUCUGCAGAACCUGCUAACCACGAAAUCUCCUUCUGUGAAGUCAGUGGCAGCCCCUACAAUGGUAGAAGGAAUGGACGAUGAAGAUGAAGAGGAGCAGAGGGCUCAAAGGGAAAUGACAAAGGAAGCUUUUGCUGGGGAUGAUGUCAUUAAAGAGUUCUUAAAAGAGAAGAGGGAAGCAAUGGAGGCCAGUAAGCCAAAGGACCUGGAUCUGACUCUGCCCGGCUGGGGCGAGUGGGGUGGUGUGGGCUUGAUGCCCAGUGCCAAGAAGAGACGCCGCUUUCUCAUUAAAGCCCCUGAGGGUCCUCCAAGGAAAGACAAGAAUUUGCCAAAUGUGAUUAUCAAUGAAAAGCGAAACAUCCAUGCAGCCUCUCAUCAGGUGCAGGAGCUCCCACGUCCGUUCACCCACCAUGAGCAAUUUGAAAGAACCAUCCAGACUCCUAUAGGAUCUACCUGGAACACCCAGAGGUCCUUCCAAAAGCUGACUACACCCAAGGUUGUCACCAAGCCAGGCCAUAUCAUUAAGCCCAUAAAAGCCGAGGAUGUGGGCUACCGAUCUUCCUCAAGGUCGGACAUGUCUGUGGUAGAGAAGAAUCCACAACGACUCACCUUGCAUCGCAAGAAACAGCUGCAGAAAAAGUCUACGAUGGAGUGACAUCUUGGUGCUGGAACCCAGAGCACCAGCUGAGCUGUGGCCCAGUUUCAUUCCAGGCUGCAGAAUCAGUUUGAAAACAGGCUUAGCAUGCCGUGGGUGUAGUUAAGCCACAUUUAUAAAUAAAGGCAUUUUUACCUGUAUAA
This is a messenger RNA of Suncus etruscus (white-toothed pygmy shrew), 2557 nucleotides long. RefSeq names its product UTP14A small subunit processome component (gene UTP14A). NCBI's taxonomy places the organism in Eukaryota, Metazoa, Chordata, Mammalia, Eulipotyphla, Soricidae. The record is from RefSeq and is a predicted model, not a curated record. The transcript is spliced from 15 exons. Gene Ontology annotation, cellular component: small-subunit processome; nucleolus. The coding region runs from base 84 to 2414 and encodes 776 amino acids. Gene Ontology annotation, biological process: rRNA processing.